Molecule: messenger RNA, 1110 nt
Organism: Micromonas commoda
Lineage: Eukaryota; Viridiplantae; Chlorophyta; Mamiellophyceae; Mamiellales; Mamiellaceae
Exons: 1
Coding region: 1-1110 (369 amino acids)
Source: RefSeq, a predicted model, not a curated record
AUGCACUCGACCGUCGUCAGAGCGAUCUCCGUGAGGCCGGCGGCUCGCAUCGCGGCCGCGCGCGCGCCAAAGCCCAGCGCGCGCCCCCCUGCUGGACCUCACUUUUCGCGCGGGGCGAGGAACACCAAUGACGUGUUUCUCCAGAAGGGGACCCACCGCUCGCGGCUGGUCGCGUCGCGAGCCGAGAAGCGGAGCGACGGCGCGGGUGAGGCGGACGCGGAAAAGCCAAAGAAGGCAUCCGAGGACGUCGCCAAGGACGAAGACGACGAGAUGAAGGCGGAGGCUGGCGCCGGGGAUGCGGAGAGGCCCGACGACGUGGUCGGGGACGUGGAGAAGGCGCCCGCGCUCGACGACGACGUCGCCCCCGCGCUCGAGGGCGACUGGCGCGACUUCCGCGCCAUGCUCAUCUCCCAGGAGAAGGGGAAGGACGAGCUCGUGGACGACGACGAGAUCGCCGCCGCGUCCGGGCCGAACCUCGAGCUCCUCCGGAAACAGAAUCCCAAGCUCGCAAAGGACAAGCCUUGGGCGCACCGAAUCGGCGCGCCGGAGAAGGGAUGCCUCCUCCUCGCCGCCGCCGACGAGUUCACCUUGGGCCAGCAGUACUUCCACCAGGCGGUCAUCCUGCUCUUGGAGCACCACGACAAGGGAUCCAUGGGCGUCAUCCUGAACAGACCCACCCAGUACAACAUGGGCUACGUCUCCGGUCAGUCGGACGGGCCCUUUGCGGAAAACGCCCUCUACUUUGGCGGAGACGUCGGCGACGGCACCGUCUCCUUCCUACACGGCAGCGAUAAGGUUCAGGGUAGCGCGGAGGUGCUGCCCGGGGUGUACCUCGGCGGGUACGACAGCGCGUGCGAGCUGGUGAAGAAGGAGGAGGUUGACGCCAACGAGUUUAAGUUUUUCGCCAGGUACUGCGGGUGGGCGCCCGGUCAGCUCAAGCGCGAGUGCGAGCGGGGGGUGUGGUACCCCGUGGCGUGCUCCAAGCAGCUGGCGCUGAAGCAGGUGAUUCAGCUGCCCAAGCCGCUGUGGAGGGAGAUAUUGGAGCUGUGCGGCGGCGAGCUCAAAUCCGCCGCGGCGAGAGCCUACGGAGAGGAGGACGACGCGAAAUGA